Messenger RNA from Laccaria bicolor S238N-H82, 345 nucleotides. RefSeq lists its product as uncharacterized. NCBI's taxonomy places the organism in Eukaryota, Fungi, Basidiomycota, Agaricomycetes, Agaricales, Hydnangiaceae. The transcript is spliced from 4 exons. The record is from RefSeq and is a predicted model, not a curated record. Bases 1 to 267 code for a protein of 88 amino acids.
AUGGGAAGCUUGCUAUGCCUAGAACGUGGUGAGAUAUCCAUGUAUAGCAUGCGAUCAGUAUUGUGCGCAAUGAAUAAACCAAUAAUUACAAUGUUUAUAACGGAACCAGACAAAUCGCGUCCCGUUUUCGUACACGCAUUGACAAGGUGUCCGCGGAUCACGUUGCCCGACGGCGCGACGCCUGACAUGGAAAAGGGGCAUAUCUCGCUCACACCGUACUCUGUUGUGGAACAACUCGUGGCAAGGGGGGAGGUUAAACUCAUUUAAUGUAAUUUACUAUUAUUGUAUUACAAUUCGUGCAUGCAUGAACAGCUUAUGUUCCUGCUCUCACCAUCUUCAUUGCCC